Messenger RNA from Cannabis sativa, 1825 nucleotides. RefSeq names its product cytochrome P450 81Q32-like. The coding region runs from base 190 to 1704 and encodes 504 amino acids. The record is from RefSeq and is a predicted model, not a curated record. Gene Ontology annotation, molecular function: oxidoreductase activity, acting on paired donors, with incorporation or reduction of molecular oxygen; heme binding; monooxygenase activity. Lineage: Eukaryota; Viridiplantae; Streptophyta; Magnoliopsida; Rosales; Cannabaceae. The transcript is spliced from 2 exons.
AAUGACUCCAUUUUUUAUUAUAAUUACUUAGGUUAUUUAUCACAUAAUCGCCAAUAUGUGUACUAAGUUCAAAUUUAUAUAUGUACAUAUAUGCAUAUAAAUAGAUGUAGAUUUAAGGAAAAACACAAACUUUGAUUAAAGGUCACAACACAUCAUAAUAAGAAACUAGUGAGUGAAUAAGUGAUCAUCAUGAUCUUCUCAUACUUGCUAACACCCUUAUUAACCCUAACCCUAAUUAUUUCCAUUGUCGUUUUGUCUUUCAAAACCGAAAAACGACAAUACAAAAACCUCCCACCAACCCCACCCUCUCUUCCCAUAAUUGGCCACUUACAUCUAGUGAAACCACCAAUCCACAGGGCACUCCACAAUCUUUCUACCAAAUACGGCGAAAUUUUCUUACUCCGGUUAGGGUUUCGCCGUGUGGUUGUAGUCUCAUCCUCUACCAUAGCCCAAGAAUGUCUUACAAAAAACGACAUUGUUUUUGCCAACCGCCCACAUUUCCUACUUGCAAAGCACGUAGGGUACAACUCCUCGAACGUUGUGGAUUGUUCCUACGGCGAGCAUUGGCGCAAUCUUCGCAGGAUUGGAGCUAUUGAGAUCUUCUCCUCAGGAAGACUCAACCUCUUUAUUAAUAGCCGAAGAGACGAGGUCAUAAGACUACUUAAAAAGCUCUCUUGCCAAGAUUCUAACAGAGUUGAGCUAAAGUCAAUGUUUCAAGAGUUGACUUUUAACAUCAUAACAAGAAUGGUGGCGGGAAAACGGUAUUGCGGUGAUGACGUGGCAAACGAAGAGGAAGCAAAGUUGUUUAGGGAUACUUUGAGAACUUUUAUGGAGUUUAAUGGAGCUGGGAACGCAGCUGAUUUUUUGCCAAUCUUGAAUUGGAUUCCAAUUAAUAAUUUUGAGAAUAAGGUGAAGAGACUUGGGAAGACUAUGGACUCACUCUUGGAAGGUUUGAUCAAAGAGCAUAAGAGUAACAAAGAUGAGAAUCGGAUGAAUACUGUGAUUGAACAUUUACUCUCUUUGCAAGACUCUCAGCCUGAAUAUUAUACUAAUGAAAUUAUCAAAGGCUUCGUAAUGCAAUCAAUUGCCGGAGGAACAGAUACAUCAGCACUGACAUUAGAAUGGGCAAUGUCUAAUUUACUAAAUCAUCCACAUGUUCUACAAAAAGUUAAAACCGAGAUCGACUCUGAAAUUGGCCAACGGCAAUUGAUGGAAGAAUCUGAUAUCUCGAAACUCCCUUACCUCCAAUGUGUAAUUUCUGAGACUUUCAGGUUAUACCCAGUAGGUCCACUUCUCGUACCUCAUUACUCCUCCAAUGAUUGUAACAUUUGCGGGUAUGAUGUGCCACGUGAUACAAUUUUAUUGGUUAACAUAUGGGCUAUACAUAGGGAUCCUAAAUUAUGGGAAGAUGCUGAGAAUUUCAAGCCAGAAAGGUUUGAAAACAUUAAUAUUGAGAAUGAAUUUGGAUACAAGCUAAUGCCAUUUGGAGUUGGUAGAAGAUCUUGCCCUGGGAGAGGCUUAGCUAGUAGAGUCAUAGGUUUGGCUUUGGGGUCAUUGAUUCAAUGCUUUGAUUGGGAGAAAGUUGACCAUAACAAAAUUGACAUGACUGAAGGUAAAGGUCUUACAAUGCCUAAAGUUGUGUCAUUAGAAGCCAUUUGUAAGGCUCGUCCUAUUAUGAAUUACCUUAUGUCACAAUCCAAUUAAUUGAGGAGUACUAUCAUCAAUCUUUUAUUACAACUUAGUUAACUUUCAUGCUUGAAAAUACAUGUUGAAAUAUUUUUUUUUCAAAAAAAAUAAAAUUAUAUAGUGUCCGUUAUAGUUACAA